This is a messenger RNA of Coffea eugenioides, 3018 nucleotides long. Its product is annotated as alpha-glucosidase-like. Bases 183 to 2894 code for a protein of 903 amino acids. Gene Ontology annotation, biological process: carbohydrate metabolic process. Gene Ontology annotation, molecular function: carbohydrate binding; hydrolase activity, hydrolyzing O-glycosyl compounds. Lineage: Eukaryota; Viridiplantae; Streptophyta; Magnoliopsida; Gentianales; Rubiaceae. The transcript is spliced from 5 exons. The record is from RefSeq and is a predicted model, not a curated record.
AAAGGCCAAAACAAAACAAACGAAAAAACAGGCUGUGUGGGCAAUAUGUAGGCUCAGAAGGCAACAACUUCUGGUUUUCUGGUUGUGUGGUGAAAACUGAGAAGCAAGAAAACCGCAGUUAUAAAAGGGACAAAGCUAAACAGAUUCUAGUGAGCGAAGCUACUGAUCAGAGUGAGGAAAAAAUGACAUCAAAACUAUCGUCUUCUGCAAGAAGAAGACAUCUGCAGUUUCUUCUACAAUUCCAAUGGCUCUUGGUACUUGUAUUCAAUUACCAGAUAUCCCUUUUUGCUGCUCAAGAAACUGAGGAGGCUGUUGGUUAUGGAUAUGUAAUCAAGUCAGUAGGGACUGAUUCAGCUGGAAGGUCAAUGACUGCUCAGCUGGACUUGAUCAAGGAGUCCUCUGUUUUUGGCCCUGAUAUACCAAAUCUCCUGCUAACAGCAAGCUUUGAAACAAAUGACCGUUUGAGAAUUCGAAUAACUGACCCCAAUAACCAAAGAUGGGAAGUCCCCUUUGACAUUCUUCCCCGCCAACCACCAACUCAGCUUCUUCAACCACCGCCAAACCACAGCAACAUCCGCCACCUUCUCUCUGACUCCACCUCAGACCUCGUAUUCCAACUCCACAACACUUUCCCAUUUGGCUUUUCCGUCAGCCGCCUCUCAACGGGGGAGACCCUCUUCAACACCACCCCAGAACCCAACAACCCCAACACAUUUCUCAUUUAUAAAGAUCAGUAUCUCCAGCUCUCCUCCUCAUUGCCUCCAGACAGAGCCAACAUCUACGGCCUCGGCGAGCAUACGAAGAGCACAUUCAGACUCAAACAUAAUCAGACACUGACCCUUUGGAAUGCAGACAUUGGAAGCGUUAAUCUUGAUCUUAACUUGUAUGGAUUCCAUCCAUUUUACUUGGAUGUUAGGCCGCCCAAUGGGAAGAGUCAUGGAGUUUUGCUGCUCAACAGUAAUGGAAUGGACAUUGUAUAUACAGGGGAUAGGAUUACUUAUAAGGUAAUUGGUGGGAUUCUUGAUUUAUAUUUCUUUGCUGGACCAACCCCAGAGAUGGUUAUUGAUCAGUAUACUCAGCUCAUUGGGCGUCCUGCUGCUAUGCCUUACUGGUCCUUCGGAUUUCAUCAAUGCCGUUACGGUUACAAAAAUGUUUCUACUCUUGAGAGAGUUGUUGCUGGUUAUGCAAAAGCAGGAAUUCCUCUAGAGGUCAUGUGGACAGAUAUAGACUACAUGGAUGCUUAUAAGGAUUUCACACUAGAUCCUAUCAACUUUCCGUUGGAUAAGAUGAAAACUUUUAUUGAUAUGCUUCACCAUAAUGGUCAAAAAUAUGUAGUCAUUCUUGAUCCAGGUAUCAGCAUCAAUCAGACAUAUGCAACUUACAUUAGAGGAAUGCAAGCAGAUAUUUUCAUAAAGCGUGAAAAUAUGCCUUAUGAAGGUAGAGUUUGGCCCGGGGAAGUGUACUUCCCAGAUUUUCUAAAUCCGGCUGGAGGACUCUUCUGGAGCAAUGAAAUCAGUGAAUUCCACAAGCAUGUCUCCUUUGAUGGUCUUUGGAUUGACAUGAACGAGAUAUCAAAUUUCAAUACUUCUUCUCCUAACCCAACUUCUACUAUUGAUAACCCUCCCUAUAAGAUAAACAACUCUGGAGCUCAGUUGCCCAUCGCUUGGAAAACAGUCCCUGGAACUGCUGUGCAUUUUUUCAAUGUUACCGAAUAUAAUGUGCACAACCUCUAUGGGUUCCUAGAGUCUAGAGCAACUAGUCAGGCACUAGUCAAAUUGAAAGGUAAAAGGCCAUUUGUACUUUCCAGAUCAACUUUUGUUGGUUCAGGAAAGUUCACAGCACAUUGGACUGGAGAUAAUGCUGCCACUUGGGAUGAUUUGGCAUACACAAUCCCCACCAUUUUGAGUUUUGGACUUUUUGGAGUUCCAAUGGUUGGAGCAGAUAUAUGCGGUUUUUCUUUAAACACCACAGAAGAGCUUUGUCGUCGUUGGAUACAGCUAGGGGCCUUUUAUCCUUUUGCUAGAGAUCACACCUCCAUCGAUACCAUCUCUCAAGAACUUUACAUUUGGGAUUCAGUUGCUGCAUCAGCCAGAAAGGUGCUAGGACUCCGCUAUCAGUUACUUCCAUACUUCUACACGCUAAUGUAUGAGGCACACUUGAAAGGAACGCCUGUUGCACGACCCCUCUUUUUCUCAUUUCCGGACGAUAUUAAUACAUAUGGAAUCAGCUCACAAUAUCUUCUUGGCAAAGGUGUUAUGAUCUCACCUGUACUGAAGCAAGGAGCAGUCACAGUUGAUGCAUACUUUCCGGCAGGAAAAUGGUUUAGCCUCUUCAAUUACUCACAAUCAGUGAGUUUGACUGAGGGACAGUAUGUUACACUAGAUGCACCGCCAGAUCAUAUCAAUGUACAUGUUCGUGAAGGAAAUAUACUGGCCGUGCAAGGGAAGGCUAUGACAACUCAAGCUGCACGGAAAACCUCAUUUAAUCUUUUGGUCGUUGUUAGCAGCAAAGAGAACAGCACAGGAAAAUUGUUCCUGGAUGAUGGAGAGGAAGUGGAGAUAGCAAGUGAUAAAGGGAUGUGGACAUUGGUUCAAUUCAAUAGCUACAUAUAUAAUGGUACUGUAACUCUUGAAUCCAAGGUUGUUAAUGGAGACUUCGCUCUAAGUCAGAGGUGGAUCAUCGAUAAGGUCACAUUUUUAGGCCUUGACAAUGUAAGAGAACUAAAGGGGUAUGCAAUCACAACUAGCAAUAGACAGCAAAAGUAUCAAAUUGCUGGAAUGAGAAGUAUGAGAAGUGAACUGAAGGUCAACGGACAGCUUGCCUCAGUAGAGAUUUCAGGGAUGAAAAUGCUUGUCGGGAAGGAGUUGAAAUUAGAGCUUAAACUCAGCAUCUGAGGGAAGAUCUUCAACAGCCUAAGAUGAUAUGAUGGUAUUACUGGACAUUCAUGUGUUUGAUAAUAACAACAACAAAUAAAACAUACAUUCUCAAGAACCUAAACGAUCCAGCAAAUUUCUUGCA